Molecule: messenger RNA, 1020 nt
Organism: Capra hircus (goat)
Lineage: Eukaryota; Metazoa; Chordata; Mammalia; Artiodactyla; Bovidae
Product: olfactory receptor 51I2-like
Exons: 1
Coding region: 76-1020 (314 amino acids)
Biological process (GO): G protein-coupled receptor signaling pathway
Cellular component (GO): membrane
Molecular function (GO): olfactory receptor activity; G protein-coupled receptor activity
Source: RefSeq, a predicted model, not a curated record
CAAUAAACUGUACGUCUGUCUUCUCUACAGGAGGUGGUCCUACAGUACAAGUCCUCCAGUACAAGUCCUCCCAGCAUGGGAGCUAUCCUCUACAACAGCUCAGAGUUGCCAACUUUCACCCUGACAGGGCUCCCAGGGCUGGGGACCUCCCAACACUGGAUGUUCUUGCUCCUCGGUACCCUCUGCACUGUCUCCAUUGCGGGCAAUGCCCUUAUCCUUUUCGUCGUCAAGGAGGAGCAGAGUUUGCAUCAGCCUAUGUACUACUUCCUAUCCCUGCUCUCAGCCAAUGAUCUAGGUGUGUCUUUCUCCACACUGCCCACCGUGCUAGCCACAUUUUGCUUCCACUUAAGGAAGAUCAGCUUUGAUUCUUGCAUGGCUCAAAUGUUCUUUAUCCACUUCUUCUCUUUCAUGGAAUCUGGGGUCCUGCUGGUUAUGAGUUUGGACCGCUAUGUGGCCAUCUGUAACCCCCUGCGCUACACCACCAUGCUCACAGAUUCCCGUGUUGUAUGCAUGGGCUUGUGGGUAAUCACCCGCAGUUUUUGCAUGGUUUUCCCACUGCCUUUCCUUCUGAAGAGGUUGUCCUUCUGCAAGGCCAAUAUACUGUCCCAUGCCUACUGCCUUCAUCCGGAUCUCAUCCACCUUCCCUGUGGUGACAUCACCAUCAACAAUAUUUUCGGUCUCUUCAUUGUGAUGUCUACCUUCGGCCUGGACUCUGCACUCAUUCCCUUCUCGUGUGUGCUCAUCCUGCAUGCUGUACUUGCCAUUGCUUCUCGGGAGGAACGGUUAAAGACACUCAACACGUGUGUGUCACAUCUGUGUGCAGUGCUCAUCUUCUAUGUUCCCAUGGUUGGUGUGUCCAUGACUGCCCGUUACGGGAGGCAUGCCCCCCGAUUUGUGCACACAGUCAUGUCCCUCAUUUAUCUCUUUGUGCCUCCCAUGCUCAACCCUGUCAUCUAUUCCAUCAAAACCAAAGAGAUUAGAAGGCGGCUUGGUCGGAUGCUGAUGGGAACCAAGUUUUAA